UGGCAGAGAAGCAAACUUUAGGGUGCCUGAAUGUCGAAUGUCGACUGUUGGGAAGUAGAUAUAUACACUAAAAAUCAGUGGCUCGUCAUGACAAUAGUUCUUAUUGAACUCGGGAACAAACAGACACCUCAGGGAUUUUCGUAGUCCAUUGUUGAGCAUUUGAUCAGCUUCGACUAGGAAAGAUAUCACAGAUGUAUUUGCAUGUUGGAUGUGCACCCUGAAGUCUGCUCAAAACUCCAGAUGAAGUUGUGUGCAGUAUUGCUGAAAACAUGAAACUCAGAAGUAGGGCUCUCAAUCGAUGUUCCUCCAGCCGUAUCAGCUAAACUCCAUCACAGCAUUUUCUUUUUUGUUUCCUUCCAAAAGCAUGUUACGAACGUAUGAACUUAUGUACUAGUUACAUGUGUACUCCCUACAAACGCACACACGCAGACUGCCCUGUGAGCACAUUCGAAGACCUCUCAACAUAUUCGAUGCUAAUUCGGAUCGCCGGUUUGUUUGUUGUCACACGUUCGAAGAAAAAUAUACUAGUCGUAUAAUGAGUCGCGCAUCCAAAGGGAAGAGCCAGCGCAACGCGAAUGCAAAGCCUGCAGCAGCAGAUGCAGCGCCGAGCGAAAUCUCUACUGCUACCUCGCAUGCGGUUGCUGAGAAGACACAGCAAUCUCACGACGAACCCAUCGAGAAGUUCGUCCCUAAUUCGGAGGAGGAAUUCGCCGAGUACGCCGAGCGCAUCGCGAGAGAUCUCCUUCGGCCUUACGAGAAAAGGUACCAUUACAUCGGUCUGAUGAAGGCGAUGAACAGGCUCGCCGUGGCGUCGCUGACGCCCGGGAACAUCAAGGAGAUCGUGUCGUCCAUGUCGACGGCGGCCAACGAGAAGCUCAGGUCGGAGAAGGCGGCCGACGCCGGCAAGAAGAAGCCAGGGCAGAAGAAGAAGAGGCUUCGUGUCAAGAAGGCCGGAGGGCAAUGGUCUCGUAAUGCUGGCGAAGAUUAUGCCGGCGACGGCGAUCAUCUGUCAUCUUAACUCAAAAGGAUCUGUUAAUUUGUUUCUAUUUGCAACCGUAGAUGUGUCUUACAAGACUCAGAUUGAUGUUUCUAGAUUCUGUUCAUCCCACUGUAGACGAUCUGUCAUACGUGAGGGUUCAGAUGAUCCUUCAUGGGUAGUAAUAACAACCAAGCAAAAGUAGCAGGCAUCGCAUGCAUUUCAUUCCAAA
Messenger RNA from Oryza brachyantha (malo sina), 1208 nucleotides. Its product is annotated as eukaryotic translation initiation factor 3 subunit J-like. The record is from RefSeq and is a predicted model, not a curated record. Gene Ontology annotation, cellular component: cytoplasm; eukaryotic translation initiation factor 3 complex. Gene Ontology annotation, molecular function: translation initiation factor activity. Lineage: Eukaryota; Viridiplantae; Streptophyta; Magnoliopsida; Poales; Poaceae.